Messenger RNA from Cooperia oncophora, 729 nucleotides. NCBI's taxonomy places the organism in Eukaryota, Metazoa, Nematoda, Chromadorea, Rhabditida, Trichostrongylidae. The record is from the annotation of a GenBank genome assembly.
AUGAAACAAGAAAUGGCGGCAUGCCGAAGCACAGCCAAUGCAGUCUACGCCGAUGCGGCCGCCCUGCACAGUCUUCCAGCUAACCGAACAGCCCGUGAAGCAACUUACGAAAGUGGUGGCCGUUGCGGUUCAUGCUGUCUACCCGGCCCACCUGGUAAUGAAGGCCGCCCUGGCCGGCCAGGAGCACCAGGAGCGCCAGGAAUGCCUGGGAGACCAGGAAACCCAGGGCGGCCGCCCCAGGCACCAUGUGAACCGAUCACACCGCCACCGUGCCCGCCAUGCCCGCCGGGACUUCCAGGGCCACCUGGACCACCAGGACCACCAGGUAACCCUGGACCCGUAGGAGAUCCAGGAGCUCCUGGAGAACUUGGUGAAACUGGACCACCAGGCGACAAAGGUCCACCUGGAAUGCCUGGACUCAUGGGAAGGCCAGGUGAUAGUGGUGCACCCGGAACAGAUGCACCACCCGGGCAGCCAAUCCCUGGACCACAAGGGCCACCUGGGCCACCCGGACCACCAGGCUUUCAAGGACCACCAGGACAAAACGGACAGGAUGGUGCACCAGGAGAAGACGGACCCAAAGGACCAACUGGACCACCAGGUGAACCGGGAGCACCUGGACAACCAGGAACCGACGGAAAACCGGGUGAGCCUGGUAAAAACGGCGAGCCUGGCAUAUGUCCCAAGUACUGCUCACUCGAUGGCGGUGUUUUCUUUGAUGAUGCUUGA